AUGGGGGAAGCUCUCGCCUGGUCAGACACGCACGCAUGCCGCUUCGACAUCAGCAAGUAUCAAAUGGUCCACUUCACGAAAAAUGAGAAGAAGUACACGGAGGAGCAGGGGGCGGAGGCGACCUUGCUCAUCCGGGGUACUCCCGUUCGACCGUCGGAAUCUGCCAAGUACCUAGGGGUGAUUCUGGACCGCCACCUCCGAUUUCACGAACAAGUCGAUGCCGCAGUUGCCAAGGGCACCGCUACCGUUCUCGCCAUCUCCCGUCUCACCCGACCGACCUUUGGGCUCGCGCACAAGCACGUCAGGCAGCUCUACCGCGCCGUCGCAGUCCCG
Molecule: messenger RNA, 333 nt
Organism: Schizophyllum commune H4-8
Lineage: Eukaryota; Fungi; Basidiomycota; Agaricomycetes; Agaricales; Schizophyllaceae
Exons: 1
Source: RefSeq, a predicted model, not a curated record